Cylindrotheca closterium is the source of this 432-nucleotide messenger RNA. Lineage: Eukaryota; Bacillariophyta; Bacillariophyceae; Bacillariales; Bacillariaceae. The record is from the annotation of a GenBank genome assembly.
AUGGACGGAGCAGCAGUACAAGUGGGACGCAACACGAGCUUUAUGGAAACGAUCAACAGAGCCGCGAUUAACUACCACAUCUCCAGACCAUACCGACCGGAAGAAAACCCAGCCAAAGGGGGGAUCAGAGAGCUCAAGCGACGAUUCUACAGAUUGAUAGUCAAGCAUGCGAUACCAGAACGGCUAUGGGACUUUGUGCUCGAUUAUGUGGUUGAUACCAUGAACAUCACCGCCAACUACUCAAGAUAUUCUGACGGACGAGUACCGCUUGAAGUGAUCACUGGACUUUACGAUUUAUGGAUGGGUAUACUACCGCACAGACGGCGCCCUGGGGACAAACGAAAUAGGACAAUGGUUGGGAGUGUCACACAGGACGGGUCCGAUGAUGACGUAUUGGAUAUUACCGAGGAGUGGCCGCCCAAUCUCAACUGA